AUGCCAUUGUCUCAUUCAACAAUAGGCCCGCUUCAGAGGCUGUUCCAUACUUUGAGCAGAUAGGCCCACUAUUUAGUCAACUAAUGCCUAUGAUGGAGGCAUCACCUGUAUACUCCGUGGCAAGAGAUGCAUCAGGGGGCGCAUGGAAGGCUCUAUUUUAUUUAGCUGGAGGUUUGAUACAAGAGUAUGAUCGAGAAGCUAUGGCAUCUGUGAGCAAAUUUGUCGAUCAGUUACCCUCUGUAAUGAAUCAGGUUACGGAAGGUGUAUCUGAAUUCAAACCAACGCCGCCUGAGAACCGUGAAUUCUGCAAGAACUCCUACAGUGUGCCAAAUACAUUAUUGGUGAAAUUCAGUGUUGAUGCUAUUGAUGAUACAGACAUAAUUGAGAACAUCUUGCGGCCUCGGGUAGAAUCAAUUAAUGGACAAGUAAAGAAGGUCACACUGUCAGGAACACAUCUAACUCCAUGUAUACAGGAUGUUAAAUGGCAGGCUGGUUCACAAUACACUCCAGCAGAUGCUCUGGCGCAGGGUUUAAAAUCGUUAGCUCUCAAUGAGACCAGGGUCCUCUCAAGAACUAUCGCUGAUUGGUUCAGAUCCAUUUAGAACCUUGGAUUCUUAAUUAUUGUAUGACCAUUGAAGUUCAGAAUGCUGCUUACGAAGAACUGGCUGAUGCAAUUGGCUGGGUGUGGAGCAGUGGAGGUUGCCUUUGCAAGGACACAUAAGAGUAAAUGUUAUUGCACCGACGGCUCUAAGAGAGAUGCAUUUGGACCGAAUUGAGUACGUCUAUCGUGCAAGCUCACCGGCAGUCCGUACUAGUAUUAUUAUCUGAUCAAGAUUUGGAGGUUUGGGCCAAGUCUUGGGACCCUAGUCAGACUGUGCAAUGCAUUUGACCCAAAUACCAGGA
This is a messenger RNA of Lolium rigidum, 903 nucleotides long. RefSeq lists its product as uncharacterized. The record is from RefSeq and is a predicted model, not a curated record. Lineage: Eukaryota; Viridiplantae; Streptophyta; Magnoliopsida; Poales; Poaceae.